UUUGCCUGGAAAUUUUUACUCACAGAAGGUCCAGUCGAAAUCUUGACAGAUCUCUACGUUGAAUCAUUUGGAAAUAUAGAAGAGGCAGACAUGGAAUUUAAAGUAUUUGGUUAUUUGCGACAGCAGUGGAAAGAUGACAGACUCACUGGAAAGCUUGACAAGGCAAUUACCAUAAAAGGAGAGAACAUCAAUCGACUCUGGUUACCAGAUCCCUUUUGUUACAACGCACGUGAUUCAAACUUAAUGCAACCAGAUUCUACAGUGCACAGCAAAGUGUCUAUUGAUGUCCAGGGAAAUGUGCUUUACACCAAAGGGGUGACUUUCUUAGCAUCUUGUGAACUGGAUCUUCGUCAUUUCCCAUUUGACUCGCAAGAGUGUUUUCUUAAAAUUGGAAGCUAUGCUUAUACAACUGAGGAUAUUAUUUACAAAUGGAAAUACAAAGUUGUGAAAGUAGAGGCGACUCAGAUGGCACAAUUUGACUACAAGGGGGCCUCAUUGUCGACGUCUGUGGACAUGUACAAAAUAGGAAACUUCUCCACCAUAAUAGUGACGUAUUUCUUCAAACGUCGUAUGGGAUAUUAUCUCAUCCAAGUCUACCUUCCCGACAUUUUCGUCGUAGCUCUAAGCUGGAUUGUUUUCUGGAUGGACAAAACAGACAUGGGAAACAGAAUGGCGCUGGGAAUCACCACCAUUCUGACCAUCAUGUUUCUUCUUGGAUCUAUCAAUGGCACCAUGCCUAAAGUCAGCUAUCCCAAGGCGUUGGACUGGUACCUAAUGGUUUCGUUUGUCUUUGCAUUCUUUUCCCUGGUAGAAUGUUUGAUCGUGUUUGUCGUUUGGACAAGUGGUAACAAGAGAAGGGCGAUGAAGGAGACAACUUCUGCAAGUAAUAAGUCAUCGUCAGACGAGAAGGUGACAUUCCAUUCCUGCAAACAUGACGUUACUUCUUCGAUUGGACAUAAAGACAACGAACAUCAAGGCAACAAGGUUAUCAGAAGUAUCUCAAACACUGAAAUUGCAGCUUGUGAGGACAGUUCAUUCCUAGGACAUAAAAAGCCUUACAGACUGGAUAAUGCACCUGAUUUAAUCGACAAAGUAUCACGGGCGUUGUUCCCGCUUAUCUUCUUAAUUUUUAACAUUGGAUAUUGGAGUUAUUAUACUGAUGCAAAUUAAAAAUACCACAUACAAUGUAUUACCUAUGGACCGUCAGUUAAAUACAUUAAAUACAAAUAUUAAAUGCAUCAUUAUUUCUCGAAUGCAAUGUUAGUCGCUUCAUUUAGCUAUCAUUCUCUUUUUCUGUUAGUACUCAAGUCUGAUUUGGUUUUCACGUACGCCUUCUUUGUUAUUAGAAGUCAUGCUUUAGAUUAUUUAUUUAAAAUUUUAGGUCACAAACGUGUCGGAAAAUAAAAGCAGCCUGGAAGAAGGCUCUCUUGCUUGGUGUUGUACUUCAGCGGCGAAGCUGGAGAGAGGAGAUCCUGUAAGAGGGACUGGUUGAGUUACAAUUCCCACCUCUUGAGAGUUAAGGCUGAUUUUACUUGCACUAUUCGCAGUAGAAUGCUUCAAGUAGCGGCUUUAAUUAGAACAUUUUGCAAACAAAACCCGGGUCCUGAUUAAUAAUAUCUUACUUCAUCUGCAUAUGUCGACUUAUGCUUAUGCUUAUGCGCCAGUGAAAACAAGCCUUAAUUGACAUAAACAAGAGCCACUUCUCACAGACCUCUGUAAAUAGAAAUGGAAGCAUCAUCUUAAACGCCGGCAGCAAAAUUCAUCAUGGACUUGUAAUUAACGCGCGAUUCAUUUUUCUCAAGAUAUUAAUCCCGCCACACGCGAAGACGUGUAGAGCAGCUGGAAAGCAAUGGCAUAAUAACAUACGGUCCCUGCAUUUGCAUUUUACAAAAGGAGCCUUUUUAAUCUUCUUUUUGAAAAGCGUUGCAUCACAGGAGGCAAAAUAACAACAUAGAGACUCGUUUUUAUUUCAUACUCCAUCAGACCGAAGAUUCUUGAAUACGUACCCUCAACCCUUGUAAAGAGAGCACGGGA
Orbicella faveolata is the source of this 2034-nucleotide messenger RNA. RefSeq names its product gamma-aminobutyric acid receptor subunit alpha-5-like. Gene Ontology annotation, cellular component: membrane. Gene Ontology annotation, biological process: monoatomic ion transmembrane transport. Gene Ontology annotation, molecular function: GABA-A receptor activity; extracellular ligand-gated monoatomic ion channel activity. The record is from RefSeq and is a predicted model, not a curated record. Lineage: Eukaryota; Metazoa; Cnidaria; Anthozoa; Scleractinia; Merulinidae.